This is a messenger RNA of Rotaria sp. Silwood1, 4191 nucleotides long. The record is from the annotation of a GenBank genome assembly. Lineage: Eukaryota; Metazoa; Rotifera; Eurotatoria; Philodinida; Philodinidae.
AUGCAAUUACAACGACGAUUUUUUAAUUUAUGGCUUUCAUUUGAUUUUCUUGCUCGAUAUAAAAUCGACAAUGAAAAUGAUUCAGGAUUAUGGCUUGAGUGUUUUUAUUUAUUAACUGAUGGCGGUAAACGAAUGGACAUUGUAGAUGAACGUCUACGAACUCGUCUUCUUAUUCAAUUUAUAAAUGGAAUUUUAAUAGGUCCAAUGAGUCGAAAUACACAAGCUUAUCAAACAUUGAAAGAAUCAAUCACAAAUAAUUGUCAUUUACGGAAUGAUGAAUUAGCAUGCAUUUUAGAAUGUAUAUUUCGUCAUUUAAAUCGUGAUGAUGAUGAUCCUACUAGUCUCAAUCGCGGCUUAAAUCAAACAGCAAUUAAAAGAUCAAUUGAAUUUUUAUCAUGGAUUAUUAAUAACCAUGUAUUAAAUACAACAUUAAUACAUUAUUUUAUUCAAAAUAUUGUUGAUUUACAUGAUAAAUAUACGUUUUCAACUGGAAUUAAUACGGAAUUAUUGCAAUUAAUUAGAAAUCAUUUAGCCAAAGCUCAGUGGCAUAGUAUAUCAGUUAUAUCUGUUCUAUGUGGAAUAAUUGUUGAAAGAUUAGAAACUCCAAUAAAUAAUGAUAUUGAUCCAUUAUCAACAUUAUUAUUUGUUUUAACUCAAACAUUAAUUGAUGUUCAUCAAUAUCGUUCAAAAACUCAACAUCAUGUACAAUUAUCAAAUGAUGAUAUAAUACAUCGAAAAUGUUUUUUAAAUCGUAUUCAACAAUUACCAUUAUGUUGGUUAACAAUUCUUCAUCAAGUAUUAAUGAAACGUCAAAAUGUUAAUAUUAUAUUAAUCAAUUUUCAACAAUUUUUAAAAUCUUUAAAUGAUAAAAAUUAUUCAUGUGCAUUAAACUUAUUCAGUAUGACUGUAUGGAAAAUGAUGGAUGAAAUUAUGAAAAUAUGUUAUCGAUAUUUAAUUGUUGAUCAAAAGAGUACAACAACAACACGAGCACUCUAUGACGAUUGUUUAAAUAUGUUUGAAGAUUUUGCAAAUAAACUAUGUUGUUUACCACAUACAAUGAUAACACAUUUAUUUGAUAUUAAACGUUUAACAUCCAUAUCGAGAACACCACUUCGUGAACAACUGAUUAAACAAUCAUGUACGAAACUCUUACAUCUAAUUCGACCAAACAAUCCAGAAUGGUCAGUUGCAUUAAAAGAACUUACUGAACAUAUUAUUUUGAAUUCUAAAGAAGCAGUUACAACACGCAUUGAUGUCUUAACAACGGUAUUUGAUAAAUAUUUAUGGUUUAAAAUGACUGAUCAGGUGACAAUUAUUGGUCAAAUAAUACUUGAAACAUUAGAAAAUUUAAUUUACAUUGAUUUAAAUUCAAUAACUGAAAAUGAAUUUCUUAGUAAACAUGCACUUAUGAAACAAAAUGCAAUUAAAUCAAUAUUUGAAUAUUUUUUAUUGGAUCAUUCAAUUGAUUCAAAUAUCGCUAAUCAUUGCUAUAAAAUACUUAAAGAGAUUUAUGAACAAGAUUUGGCAAAUAUUUCAUCAAUUGAAUCUAUUCAUCGACCAUUAAUUGAAUAUAUUCUUGAACAAAUGUAUUUACAUUUUGAAAAUAAUUUAACAUAUACACGUUUAACAUCAUUUAAUCAUUGUUCAAUGAUAUUAAAUUUUUUUAUUAAACAAUUUUUUUCAAAUUAUUCUAAAAUAGUAUCUUGUAUACAAACAAAAAUCCGUAUUCUUAUAUGGCAAUUAUUAUUAAAUAUUCGUAUACGUUCAUCUGAUUCACGUAUAGGAAUGUAUUUAAUUAAAAUGGAAACCAUUGUCUAUGGAACAUAUCGAACUAAUGGUGAUCAUAAAACAAAUGAGAAUGAAAAUUUUCUUGAUCUUCAUGAUUAUUUAUCAAAUAUGGUCGAUUGGUUUAAAUGUGAAUCGCCUGAAGCAGCAAAUGUAAUAUUAGAAUAUUUGUGCAAUUUUCUUAAAGAACAAUCAAUGGUUAAUCUAAGUCAUAUUAAUAUUGAUCAAUUAAUACCAUUAUUGAUCAAUAUGUUUCACGAUGAUUUACAUAAGAAAACAUCAUCAUUAUCAUUGAAUUGUUUAAUUAUUUGUACUUGUUAUAAAAAUCAAAUCUUGCAAAUCAAUAAUCUUAUUGAUUGUUUUAUUAAAGCAAUGAAUUCUUCGAAACCUUCUUUUAUUAUAACGGCUAUUCAAGCUUUUAUUAUAUGUUUAUCUAAUCUUCAUGAUGAAAUUCAAUUAUAUAUUCCAAAAAUUAUUUUAUAUUUAACUAAAAAAUUUAAUUCUAAUAUUAAUAUAUCCCAAGUCAUUCUUGAAUUUUUAAUGCAUCUUUUAUUUGAAAAUUAUUAUGAUACAGUAUUAACAUCUAAUUUAUUUCAAAUUUUAAUUGAUAUUAUAAAAGAAUAUCAAUGUCAAACAGCACAUAAUCUUAUAUUAUCUCAUACAAUAUUAUGUUUUUAUUUUAAUCAAUUAUCAAUGAAUCAACGUCAAUGUUUUUCUUAUUUUAUUCUUCGAUCAUUACAAGAAACAUCAUUUUCUGGUGUUCAAGAUUCACUUUUACUCGAACGACCACCACGUUUACAACGUUCAGGUUCAUUAUCAUCAUUAAAUGAUGAUAUACAUAAUAAUGAUCUAAUGAAACGUAAAAUGACAAUAUUAGAAACGACACCAUCAUCACAAGUAACUAAUCUUGAUGAUAAUAAUAAUCUAUUAAAAAAAUUAAAUGAUGAAUUAAUACGUAUAACAAUAAAUUAUUUAAAUGAUCAUUUAUAUGAAUUUAUUAUACCAAAUACAAUUCUAAUAUUAUUACCACGUGAAGUACGUCGUCAUCAUUUAAAUAAUAGUUGGUUAGCUGAUGAAAAAAUUUUAUAUGAAAUUAAAUCAUAUGAUUUUCAUCAAUUUAAUCAAUCAAAAGAUUUUUCAUCAAAUCUAACACAUGAUUAUGAUGAUACAAUGAAAAAUCGUUAUCGACGUUAUACAGAUGGAAAUAAACAAAAUGUUCGAAAAAAUAAAAAAUUAUCAAUUUUAACAUCAUGUCAAGAUGAUCUUCAUAUUCGACCAUUAGAAUUAGAUACAAAUCGAUCAUUGUUUAAUGAAAGAAAUUUAUGGAUUGCUGUUACAGUUCGUUCAUUUACAAGUACAAAAACAUUUUUAGCUAUUAAUUUAUCAGCAUCACCAGGAAUCAUUCAUAUUAAAAAUGAACAACUUCAUUGGUUUGAAGCGGUUAAAUUAAAUGAUACAGCUGCUGAUAAAUUAAAAUUAAUUAAAACUAUUCCUAAUUAUUGCCAACAAGAACAGAGUAAUUACUCAAUCAAUGAAACUGCAUUAAACGAUGAACUUCAAUCAAUGAUAACUAAUAUUGAUCGAAAAGAUGAAGAAAGUAUGUUAAAUCGUCAUAAUGAACAUUAUUUUCCUCAAAAAGUUCUUCGUGUACCAUCAGAAGUUUGUAAAUCAAUAGAAUUAAUAGAUAAUGUAGAACCAGUACGUGUAGCAAAGAUUGGUGUUGUUUAUAUUAAUUCUGGACAAGAAAUAACUGAAAUAAAUAUUUUAUCAAAUAUUCAAACAUCAAACCGAUAUAAACAAUUUAUGUUAUCAAUAGCUAAAUUAAAAUCAAUACAAGAUUUACAACAAGAAAAUUUUUAUUGCCCAUUAUUAGAUGCUAAUAAUUCGGAUAAUUGUGGUCAAUAUGCUUAUAUCUGGCAAAAUUCAAUUUAUCAAGUCUUAUUUCAUGCAUCAACAAUGAUGCCAAACACACGAUCAGAUCAUGAAUUUAAAAAGAAAUUAAUUGGAAAUGAUUAUGUUAUUAUUGUUUAUAAUGAAAGCGAUUAUGGCUUUGAAAUGAAAACAUUAAAAAGUGGAGUAUGCCAAUAUGCUAUUGAAGUUUGUCCACAAAUGAAUUCAAAUUAUACUCGUGUUCGACUUAAACGACGAAAUCAAACUAACACAACACAAAAUUCUUCAAUGGUGAACACAACAUCAUUAAAUAAUAUUGAUUAUUUAUUAUCAGAUGAACAUGUUGCAUCAUAUGUUCGUACAUUAGCAUUAUGCUUAUGUCAACAAGGUGAACUUGAAGCUCGUCAACGUUCAUCAUCACCUAUUCCUUUUGUCAUAUCACCAUGGCAAAAUCGUCUUCAAGCACUUCGAUCAUUACAUACUCGUUGUUUUCUUUCUUAUAAUAAUCGACAAUAA